AUGAACCAUGCCGUUCCUCCAGAGUAUACGUCGAAGCUCAAGUUGCUUGAGGACAGAGCCGCGUACAGACCAUAUUCUCAGAUUAAGCGCGCCUUGGACCGCGAGUUGGAACGCCCGAUGAGUGACGUCUUUGACCACUUUAACCACAAGCCAGUCGCCGCGGCAAGCCUUGCACAAGUGCACGAGGCAACCCUGAAGGACACCGGCGAACGCGUUGCGGUUAAGGUUCAAUAUCCGGGCCUGGAAGCUCUCGUCAGAGGCGAUCUCGCUUCAAUUAAGUUUCUGUCUUGGAUGUUGUCCUGGGUCUUUCCUUACUUCAAGAUGGAUUGGGUCGUCGAGCAAUUUCGUCGCAACCUCGAAAAAGAGCUUGACUUUGAGCUCGAGGCCCAGUCUGCGCUACGCACGCAAAAAUUUUUCAAAGACGAUCCCCGCGUAUUCGUCCCAGAUGUGUACAACGACACUUCAACCAAGAAGGUGUUAACAAUGGAGUACAUUGACGGUUUUCGUGUCGACGACCUUGACGCCUUGCACGAUUACCUUGUGGACCCACACGCCGUUGCUCAGACUGUCGUUGACGCAUUUGCGCAAAUGAUCUACGUCAACGGUUUUGUCCAUUGCGACCCACACGCAGGUAAUCUCAUGGUCCGGCCUGGCCCAGGUGGUGCUUUUGAGUUGUAUUUACUAGAUCAUGGCCUUUACAGACAAUUGGAUGAUGACUUUCGACAAAGCUAUUGCAAGCUUUGGAAGGGCCUUGUUCUUCGGCGAACCAAAGAUGUGGACGAAGCUUGCGAGGAGUUAGGUGCGCCCGGUUUUGCAAACGUGUUCUCAGUAUUUCUUCUGAAUCGCUCCUGGAGCAUCGCGAAGCGGCUUGGGACAGAUCUCAGAGUGAAGAUGGGGAGGGAUGAGCUGAGACGGCUGCGAAGUGACUUGAGGGACGGAGGCUUGAGAUCCCAAGCCGACGUCAACGAGUUUGUUGAAAGAAUUCCUGACGACCUCCUUCUCGUGUUUAAAAUGACUUCUCUGGUUCGCAACGUUAACAAAGCAUUGGGGGCUACCGUGAAUCGAUUCAAGGUGAACGCGCGAUACGCGGUCAGGGGACUACGACAUGUGAAUAACUUCAGCGCUGAAUCAAGUGGAGGUGCAGAUGACACUAAAAGCGUCAUCGUCGCUGGAACGCAUUCGGAAAGGUUGCACCCAUUUUCCGCACUCGCAGCGGUGACAGACUGGUUCGGAUUGUUGAUAGACCGCGUUUGUAUCGAACUGCAAUUUCUUGUGCUGGAUGUAGCGCUCCUCGCUGUGAAAUGGUGGUUUGGGAGCAGCGUUCCUUCCGUGAGAUCUGAUCAGAAAGCUAACCUGGAUGCUUCUGAGAGUGCGGGCCUAAUCGGAUGAGGUACGUAGUUCAGACGUAUGGUCACGACUGGUACUGCCGUAUACCGUGCGAGAUAUUUUGUCUUGAAAGCAAGAGGCUCUGGCUUCGACGCAAAUUAACAAAUGGCGGAUCAUAUUCCAUGACCUUCCCCGCGUCGAUUUUCGUGUUAUCCAGACUGAAAGCAAUCAGAAUGCCAUAAAACAAUUCAAAACACAGCUGUCUUGUACAUGUUGUGGUCGGGCCGUAUCUGUGUGUCCAUGGGCAAUAUCUGUUUGAAGUGGGUGCUAACUAAAUAGUAAGGCCUCUAACGAAAGGACUAUGAAUGAAGGAGCUCGCCAGGGCUCAUGGAAUAUUAACGAUGUUG
Chondrus crispus (carragheen) is the source of this 1733-nucleotide messenger RNA. RefSeq lists its product as hypothetical. The record is from RefSeq and is a predicted model, not a curated record. Bases 1 to 1389 code for a protein of 462 amino acids. NCBI's taxonomy places the organism in Eukaryota, Rhodophyta, Florideophyceae, Gigartinales, Gigartinaceae. The transcript is spliced from 2 exons.